Messenger RNA from Rhipicephalus sanguineus (brown dog tick), 861 nucleotides. Its product is annotated as zinc finger protein 248-like. Gene Ontology annotation, biological process: regulation of transcription by RNA polymerase II. The transcript is spliced from 4 exons. Gene Ontology annotation, molecular function: RNA polymerase II cis-regulatory region sequence-specific DNA binding; DNA-binding transcription factor activity. The coding region runs from base 1 to 861 and encodes 286 amino acids. NCBI's taxonomy places the organism in Eukaryota, Metazoa, Arthropoda, Arachnida, Ixodida, Ixodidae. The record is from RefSeq and is a predicted model, not a curated record.
AUGGGCCACUCGAUACAUCUGUUCAUGAGGAGCAUGGUCGAGAUGUCCAAAGGGGAAAGCAAGUGGGCCACACAAUUCACACGUACCAGGACCACGCCUCGAUGGCUCCAAUACGGUGAAAGUCAGGCGAAAAGGCUGAGUCUGAAGGAGCGUGGGGGGAUGGUGGAUGACUUCGGAGGAGAUGGCGGCCUCUGUCUCGAGCAGCUGCAAAUGCUUCUGGCUGCGUUCAGGUUCCUUGAGAAGGACAAUUUAUGCCAACCAGAAAAAGACGGCAAGCCUACGGCCACGAGGUCCUUGCAGUGCGGCGUGUGCGAGAAAGUUUUCAAGCGAACAUCGCAGCUGCGAACACACUUGUUUGCUCACGUGCGCGAAAACCAGUACACCUGUGGCGUGUGCGGCAAGAAAUUCACGCAGAAGAACAACCUGCAUAAGCUCACUCACUCGGGUGUAAAGAAGUUCAGAUGUCAGUUCUGCGGCAAUGCGUUUAACUUGAAGGAAAGCCUAACCAGGCACACCCGCACACAUACGGGCGAAAAGCCGUACCUGUGCCACCUGUGUCCCGCUGCAUUCGCGGACACGGGUACUCUCAAGGCACAUGUUCUGACUCACACAUGUGAGCGACCACACAGCAGCAAAUUUAGUUCUAAAGGAGCACUAGCGAUGCACAACCGUACGCAUACGGGCGAGAAGCCGUGUCUCUGCCAUCUUUGUCCUGCUGCAUUUGUGGACAGGAGUACGUUAAAGAGGCACAUUCUAACCCACACCGGCGAGCGACCUCAUCGGUGCGACAUAUGCGGGAAGAGGUUUGCACUACGAUCGACUCUUUCUCGUCAUAAGCGUAUUCACUCAGCUAGUAGCUAA